Messenger RNA from Pseudozyma hubeiensis SY62, 3384 nucleotides. Its product is annotated as C6 transcription factor. The record is from RefSeq and is a predicted model, not a curated record. NCBI's taxonomy places the organism in Eukaryota, Fungi, Basidiomycota, Ustilaginomycetes, Ustilaginales, Ustilaginaceae. The coding region runs from base 1 to 3384 and encodes 1127 amino acids. Gene Ontology annotation, biological process: regulation of DNA-templated transcription; DNA-templated transcription. Gene Ontology annotation, molecular function: DNA binding; zinc ion binding; DNA-binding transcription factor activity, RNA polymerase II-specific. The transcript has a single exon.
AUGAAGAACAGUCGUCCACACUUUGAAGACGCCAACUCGCGUCUCAGCGAGGGCCAAUCUUCCAAUGCGGCCAACACACCCGAAGCUCAGCACAAUGACUCGCCUUCGGACGACCCGAAGAGCCUCACACGGGGCACUGGAAAGCGCAACCGUGUCCACUUUGCAUGCACCGAAUGCUAUCGUCGCAAGCAAAAGUGCAAUCGCGAAACACCAUGCCAGCACUGCAUAGCCCGAAAGAUCCCGGAGCGAUGCAAGACCUUCCAGCCGGGCGAAGAGACUAACGAUGUCGCUUCGAGGCUCCACCGCGUCGAGCGCAUCCUCGAAGACUAUCUGCCUCGGCUUGCGCAGCAGGUGCAGCAUCUCGCUUCUACUACCGCCUCUCCAGUUUCCCAACAGGCUUCGCAAAGCCGCACCGCCCGCAUCAGCCCUUCGUCGUCGAAAGCCCUAUGGUCUGAUGCGAGCCUGACAAAAUCUCCCGAAACUGUACCGAAUCGGCCUAAUGAGCCCGACGACGACGAUAUCGACGAGCUCGAGAAGGACGGACGCUACAGUCCCAAGACUGGCUUCUACAAUGGUGGAUCCAUGGACAUGCGUAUCAGCUCCAUCCUCGACGAUCUUCCUGGCAGUUCCACCAAGUCGACGCCGCUCAAUCUACCCAUUCGGACACUCGAGGGACCCUCGGACCUCGAUGUUGUCAUGCCCGAGUACGGCUGCCCUACAGCUCCCAGUCCCGAUCUGCUAGGUGCAUUCAGCACUCGUGCUCACUGUAGGAUUCUCAUCGACCAUUUCUUCAACGACAUCAACUGGAUGCGUCAGCCACUUCCACAGCAGAGCCUGCGCAAGUCGUUUGAAGCUUUCUGGAACUCCGGUCCUAACAUCAACGCCCAAAACAUCAACAUCUUUGCGCUUCUCUGCAACGUGUGCGCCAUUGCCAUGCUUUCGGUACAGCACCAACUCUUCCCAGAGGGCCCUCGUGAUCGGCUUAAGGCUGCCAGACGCUACCACUACGCAGGUCGCAGAGCUCUGCUUAUGAGCUCCAUCAUGGGUCGCGAAGACGUCGAUCAGAUCGUUGCCUGGCUCGCUUCUUGCCGCUUUCUCUUGCUCGACCGCCGCAUCGGAGAAGCGUACACCCUCGGAUCCUCAGCAGUACGUGCUGCUUUCAGCAUUGGUCUCCACCGUGACGGCACCAAACUCGGGCUCUCACCCGCCGAGACCGAGGCUCGAAGACGCGUCUGGGCCGCAGUCUAUUUCCUCGAUCGAGCGCUCGCCCUCAACACCGGCCGUCCGGCUGUCAUCGACGAUCGCGUCUGCGAUACGCAAGUGCCUAGCGGGGUCAUGGAUGAGGACAUCUUCCCAGCACCAAAGCAUCCGCCGAAGAUGCCCGAGGGGGUCGACCCCCCCACCGCAUACAGCUACACCGUCUUCCGCCAGCGCAUCGCCGAGCUCGAAGGUCGCAUUUUGGCAACGUUUCAAAACCUCCACCAGCCCGUCCAUGUGAGCGACGUCCUUGCCCUUGACAAGGACCUCCGCGAGCUUCAGGAUAAUUUGCCUUUCUACUUCCGUGCCCGCCUCACAAAAGAUGGCGUCGAGUGCGACAAGUCGCUCGACUCCAUCUACGGCUUUCUCAACGUACAUCGUUUCCUUCUUCACACCGAGAUCAACUCGGUUAGGAUCGCGCUUCAUCGACCCUACCUGCUUCGAUCCGGUGGCGCCAACGGUGCCAAGUUCUUGCCCUGCCGUGAAGCAAGUCUCAACGCCGCUCUACACGACCUCGAGAUGCGAAGCAACUUUGUGCAAAGCAUCAACAAAUUCAAGACCGGCGGCGAGCCACUCCUCCUCUAUCGCGUCCAGAUCGGCACGUACAAGUACUUUCACUCGCUGCUUGUCGUCGGCGUGGUUCUCCUCAUGGACCCCAGCGCAUCCGACGCGCCGAAACUCAAGGCGCAUCUCGCACACUACGUCAAGGAUUACCAAUCAAGGCCGGCGAACCAAAGGGACGAGAUGCGUGAUCGCGAAGUCAACGUCAUCGGCAUCUUUCUCUCGAGAAUUGAACAGGUAGAAAAAAUGGGAGAGGCUUCGAAAGGUGCCGCAACGUCAGGUCCUGCUGCUGCAAGAGGUGCGAAACGAUCCAGAUCUACAGAUAAGGGACGUCGUUUCGAUGCGAGCGAUAACGAAGGCAAGCAGCCCAAGCGCGGUCGAGAUGCUGCUACACAGCGUGGGGACGAGAAAUCCGACGCUCACCUCCUGCUGGGACUAGGUGCAAAUAGGUCGGACAAUGAUGGGGACAGUGGCACGGAAGCCGCAAAGCCGCGGCGGCCACAGCAGUCCUCGGUCCAGUCGGAAUCACCGCGCCAAGAUCCAGCUUCGGCCUCAACCUCGUCCAUUCGCAGCUUUGGCAACGCCACAGCAAACAAGUCGCGUCAGGACUCGGGCGACUGGACGCACAGCCCGCGUGGACCUGGCAGUGGCGUCGGCGGUGCAAGCUCUUCGGUCAGUCGCUCGGACAGCCCCUCGACCUCUUCGCUGCCCGCUGUGCUGGCCAAGGCACGCAACACAGGCGACUCACUUACCGAUACUUCGUCGACAUCGUCUUUGGCUCCAGCUCCGGCUGUCAACGGCGGCGGCGAGGAUGCGCAACAAUUCUUUGACGCGUGGUAUCAGGCUGAGUGGGCAGCAGCCACGAUGCCAUCCUACGAUGCGGUGUACAAGGGAGCGAGUAGCAUGGGAGGUGGCGCCGCAGGCGUCAGUUUGGGCCUCGACUCGCUCGGCAGCCUGGGCGGCGUCUUCGGCUCAACAGGCAAUGGCACCGGCAUUUCGGGCAUGCCGAUGGGUCAAGGCCUUGGCGGAGGCUUCAAUGGGCUCGGCGGUGCCUCUCUUGGUGGGUUUGCUCCGAACGUGUCCGGUGCAAGCGGACCUCAAUCGAGGCCGCUAGGUGAUCUCGCGCCGAGUGCAAUUGUAGGCGGCUGGACGUCGCAAGCUGGCCCGAUCGCCCCUAGCUAUGCACCAGCGGACCAGGCAACGGCUUCGUCGAACUCGCUCGCUCAUCUGAUCUCGAAUGCACAAUCGAUCCACAGCAACAGCGAUGGGAUGUGGCAGCAGCAACAGAGCAAUCCCGUGUCGGCAACACCGCACGGCCAGGCGACUCGAGAUAGGCCAAGUGCCAUGGCAGCGCCUUCGUUUGGCAAUUCUUCGAAUCUCGUCGCUUCAGGAGACGCAGCUGUCACCGGGGCCCACGCCCAAGGCUCGACGUUGCAGCAGCAGCAGCACAUGCUUGCGCUUGACGGACAGGGUCCACCUCUGGACUCGUCGCUUGUCUCAGGGUCCGGACCACAAAACUUUGAUCCGGCUUUCUGGCAGACUCUGAUCGACAAGAUCAUCACUUGA